Messenger RNA from Aspergillus puulaauensis, 1458 nucleotides. Its product is annotated as glycosyltransferase family 1 protein. Lineage: Eukaryota; Fungi; Ascomycota; Eurotiomycetes; Eurotiales; Aspergillaceae. Bases 1 to 1458 code for a protein of 485 amino acids. The transcript has 3 exons. Gene Ontology annotation, molecular function: UDP-glycosyltransferase activity. The record is from RefSeq and is a predicted model, not a curated record.
AUGGCGACCCAGACAGUGUUAUUCUUGACCAACAAAGAGCUAGGACAGGCUACGGCAGUUCUAACUGUUGCCCAUGAGUUCCUCAUCCGACAGUCAUACACAGUUCAUAUCGCCUCAUUUCCGCAACUAGAAAAUGCCGUAUCCCAGCUGAAUUCCCAAGCUGCUGCUCUAACACAGUCCGCAUCCACCACAGCAGCAAUCUUCCACUCUCUCCCAGGCCGGUGCAUGGUCGACGCUGCAACGUCAUCAAUGCCACUCAGUGACUCUUUUGCCGCUCACCAGAUCGGGUUCUUUGGCGCUCUUGAUUCGUAUUCGAAAUUGUUUGAGUUCAUGGCACCUUGGACUGGUGAUGAAUACAUCGCAGUUUACCAGAGAUGUGUUGAGAUCAUCACGCAAGUGCAGCCAUCGAUUGUCGUUGUGGAACCGCUUCUCGCCCAGGCCAUCGAUGCGUGUCGCCAACUCGGUUGCAAGUACGCGGUGUUGAGUCCCAAUACUGCCAAGGACCACGUUCUACAGCCCAUGCUAGGCAAUCUUUGGAAAUACCCAAUUCUCAGUUCUGGAUACCCAUUCCCAGUCCCCUGGAAAUACAUCUUACCGAAUGCCCUUCUCGCUCUCAAUGCGGCAAUCAAAAUGGUGAGGUCACCCGCUAUCAAGACAAUCAAUGAUCGUCGUCACGCCGAAGGCAUUGAGGGACCCUACCCAGUCAUGGCAGCCAGUGAAGGAAACCCAAUCCCACUGCUGUUGGCUUCCCACGCGGAAAUCGAUUUCCCGUGCUUUGUUCCAAGCUACAUUACACGUUGCGGUCCAAUCCUGCGUCCCUAUCGCCCUAUCAGUGAAGAAAGCCCGGAAAUAGCUAAAUGGCUAUCCCAGAGACCUACGAUUCUGGUGAAUUUCGGAUCCAAUGUGUGCUUCAAUAGCGAGCAGGCGAGGAAUUUCGCCCACGGAGUACGCAGGCUGCUGGAUGCUAGGCCGGACGUUCAGGUGCUUUGGAAGCUGAAAGUUGACCGUGAUAACGGGGAUGCAGAUUGGGUACCUAUGGCUCUGAAGAGUAUAUUCACUGAAGUGACUGCUGGGCGUGUUCGUGUGGAGGAAUGGCUGCCUGUCGAGCCGAUUUGUAUUCUCCAGAGCGGACAUAUAUGCUGCAUGGUUCACCAUGGAGGGGCAAACUCAUACAACGAAGCUAUUCGGGCUGGUGUACCACAGAUCGUGAUCCCUGUGUGGUACGACACAUACGAAUACGCAGCGCGCGUUGAGUACUUGGGUGUGGGAAUUUGGGGAAGCAAAAAGACUGCACCUGCGAUCAAUGGACCCGAACUAGGUGAUGCAUUCCUCCGUGUCCUGGAUAGUGAGGAGUCAUCCACCAUGCAAGAGAAAGCGAAGGCGAUUGCGUCAAAGCUCGGGCCUGUGGAAGGACGAGUCGUGGCGUGCGAGAAGCUCAUUGAAUUGAUGCAAGGAUAA